UAAUUGUUGACGUCACAGUGUUUUGCGUAGUUAUUGAAACAAAUCCAAGAUGUCGAGUGGAGGUGCUUAUGGUGCUGGCAAAGCUGGUGUUGCAUUCGACCCUCUGGUAUUCUUCCAACGGCCACAAGUUAUUAUUCGGAUAAUUAGUUGGCUGUUUUCAGUGGUGGUAUUUGGCUGUAUAUCGUCAGGAGGAUGGUAUCUUCAAAAAUGCCAAUUUAACGAUGAUGCCAAUGCGUGUCGAUUUGGUUCGGCUAUAGGAGUGUUGGCUUUUCUUGCUUGCAUUAUCUUUUUGGUCAUUGAUGCAGUAUUUGAUAACAUCAGCAGUGUACAACAUCGUAAAUAUGCUGUUCUUGGAGACUUGGGCUUCUCAGGAGCCUGGACAUUUAUGUGGUUUGUGUGCUUCUGUUACCUUGCUGAUUCAUGGAGGAAGACUAAAUCAGUGCUUCCAAAGGAUCAUGGCAAAGAUGAUAUUCAAGCUGCUAUUGCAUUCUCUUUCUUUUCAAUUCUUAGCUUUGGUGUUCUCACUUUUUUGGCUGUUCAGAAGUACCGUUUGGGUGCAGGUGAAGCUUUCACAAGUGGUUAUGAACCAGAAGCAAAUGUUUCCUCUCCCUAUUCUUCCUUCCCAGGAAGUGAGACUGGUGAUCCAUAUCAGCAACCACCAUUUAGUGCGCAAAAAGAAGCUCCAGAUUUUCAAACACCUACCUAUUAACUCUUGAAUCAACUUAUCCAAGCAAAAGAAGAAACUAUUAGAGACAAUUGAAAGGCAUGAGUGUUAGCGGCAGGAUAAUAUCCUGAACUUGCAAACACCUGAUGUUAAGGGAUCACGUGGAAACUGUCUACAGUUUGAAUGUUACAUGUUACUGGCAGUAACUGUAACUGUGCCAACACCAGCCAUUUUUUUUCAAUUGCUCAGACUGGUAUGGGCAUUGUUGCUGGAUUUCUUUAUGAAAUAAUACUGUCAAAUCUUGACUCUUUUUUCAAUAUUUUAGAGUUGGCUUGAAAUAAUAUUCUAAAAGUCAGUCUCUUAUUCCUGCCAUCAGGUGUCAGCACUGUCUUGGUUGUAUAAAUUGGUGUUAUUAGUCAAGUGUAUAAUUUACAAUUAAAGAGAUAUUAAGUUUUAAAGACAUUUGAAAUUAUUAAGAUUUUAAAAGUAUUGUGUAACAAGAGUGUUACCAUCAUCUUAUUUUAUUUUCUUCAGCUUAUUAAAAGAAAUUUUUUUGCUUAUUUAAAAAUAUAAACAAUAAUACAAGUGAGAUAUUAUUUAUACAACUUAUUUUUAUAGCUGUUUUUAAAUAAUAUAUAAAAUAGCUUUACAGGAAUUUUUUUUUCCAAAGCAUUUUGAAAUUAAGUUUAUAUAACUUAUUUCUCUAUUACCUUCUGAUAAUACCAUCAAAACAAUAAAACUCUCUGCUUAUUUGCUAGACUUUGAAGCCACUAGUGGUAUGUGGUUGUGAGGUACUGUUUGACUCACUUGACUAUUCUCCAGUCUCAUUGACUGUAUGUUUGCCAUUAGAGAAAAACUCAGCCUGAAAUGUUGUGUAUCUGUAAGAUUUUACAGCUGGCAAUAGUUCACCAACCACUAAACUGACCACUUUGCUACUUUUUAUAUUAAACAAUGUAAAAUGUUUAAAACAUUGAAAAGUCUCUCUCCCUCUCUCUCUUUUUUUCUUUUUUUUUUUUAAUUCUGUUGGUUAUUAGCAAUAAGUGAAAUAAAUAGCCACUUUAUCACAGUGAAAUAAAUAGCCACUUUAUUCAGUUCAGAUUUAGUGUCUAAAUUUCUUAUACUUUUGAUUACUUAUCAGAAUCAUCAGAAAGGAGGUAUUUUGGAAAUACUAUUAAAAUUUCAAUUAUAUUCAUCCAAACAUCUUUUAUUCCCUAAGUCAACACUUUCCUUCUUGAUUCAAAACAAACACAAAAGAUUUAUUUAGACUUAUUCAUAAUGCAAUAAACAUAUCUUAAAAUUACUGGUAAAGUAUCCAAUUGUUUUAUUAUAAUAAUUUUUGGAGUGUGGGAAUUAAAGUCAUGAGAUGUGUUGCAUUCCAUACUAUUAUCUUUAGGAAUGACCUUGUUAUUGUGUUGCUCUCCUGAUCAGUCUAUUGUUCUCAAACACUGAUCUCUCCUCUCUUCUUGGACAUGAGUUAUAUACCAACUGCUGAUGUAUCAAGAUCCUCAUUAUCUGGGAAGUCAUGCAGAAUUUUACUAGCAGUGUUCUCAGGCUGUCAUUGCUCAACAAGUUUGACAUUGGUCAGCCUACUCUGCUGACCCUUUCAUCUCAUUGCUUCAGUAUUAGUUUUGUUUCAUUCCUUUUUUUUUUCCAGUCAAAAAAAACAAUCAACUAGGUAGCCUGGGAUAAUAAAAUAAAAAAGGAAAAAAACCAAAAAAAAAAAACGUGUAAGAUUGGUUUUUGAAUUAUAUUUUAGAGCUAUUGGGUUUUUAGUUAUUCCAGUGUUUACAUUUCUAGUCGAAUUUAGCUUAACACAUUAUGUUAACACAUCAGUUUAUUUUCUUUAGGUUUGGUCGUUUAAUUAGUCUGUUCCAGUUCCUCUAUAUCAUUUUGUAAUCAAUAUUAUUUAUUCUCUGCUGUUUAGUAACAACUAUCUAAAUUGAAAUAUUUAACUAGCUAGAUAGCUGUGUGUGUAUAUAUAUAUGUGUGUAAAAUUUAUAUGCACACAAAAAUUUGCAUAUACUUUGAUGGAUAUAGUAACGUGUUAUUGUCAUUAACUCUUUGCCAUAUUUAAAAAAAAAGAAAGCUAAUAAAAUAAUAAAAAGAAUUCUAUUUAGUGCUAAGUGUUUUUUAAAAUAGUUUACUUUCUCUGUACUAUUUCUUAUGAAGUUAUUUUCACAUAACCUGACAGUUUCUAUCAUAAUUUUCUUCCAUAUCAAACAGCUAUUUAUGUCUAAAACUCAUCUCAGUUCUUUAGAAAGUAUAAAAAUCUUAAAUUCCAAGAAAUGUAGUGCCAUCUACUGUUAAUUGUUGAUUGCUUAAUUAAUACAUUUUCUGUUCAUCUCUUCCAUUCAUUGUUCGGCUGGAAGUAUAUAUGGUUAUCUCAUUGUAUUGUUCUUGAAACUUUAUUUAGACCUCUUAAUACUUUGUUUUACUUCAAAUAAACUUAACAUGUUUGGAGGUUUUUAACUAAAACAGAACAAAAAAUUUCAUUUACCUAGUUUUAGUUUCUAAAAUAUUUUUAUUAAAUCUUUUAACUAAAUUUGAGGUUAUAUGCUUUAUUUUUAAGUUAUUUUUUAUACUCACAUCAUUCCAAAAUACAUUUAUGUAUCAAUAUUCAGUUUCGUUUUUUUUUUUCUUAAUUGUUGUAAUUUUGUUUUAACUAUGCAAAUUUAGGGUUGUUGAAAAUGUUUUCCCCCACCUCCAAGAGAUAAGGAAUGGGUGUAUGUGAUUGUGUGUAUGGACAUUCAGAAUUCAUAUUCAUAAUUUAUUAUUUGGUAAGCAAUGUGCAUCUAGUUAUUUGUCUUGACUUGCAUCAAUCCACUGGUUUUCAUUCUAGUUGUGAUUUGAUGUCCAAAAGCUACAUUGUAUGAACUUGCAUGCAUUCUACAGUCCAGUCAUAACACUCAGCCAACCCCAAACCACAUCUGCAACAUUGUUAUUGUUAUGUUUUUGAUUAUUAAUAUUGUUGAUGAAAAUAUAACUAAGAAAUUCAAUAAAGAAAAUCUGUUUCUUCUUACUUUCUAUCUCUGCCCUUAACAGCUUAUACAUUCACAAAAUUGAGUCCUUUAAUUUAUUCAGUUUAUUUUAUUGCCCAAUAUUUUUAGCUUCAGAUUACCAAAGAAUAUUUUAUGUUGGAGAUUAGCACUUAAUCUUCUUUUAAUGAAAGGUAUUCUUUUUUGUUUUGCAAGUUUUCAUUUUUUUUAUCUAAUCUUUAUUUAAACAGUAUUUGUUUUUUAAUGAUUUCAAUUGUGGCACAAACUACUUUGUCUUGUACAAUCUUAUCUCAAGUUACAUGGAGUUGUCUCUCCUGUAACAAGACAUCAUGCCAUUCUCUUAUUUGUCGACCUUUGCAGAAAGAAUUCGGUGAAAAUUUUAAAUCAAUUCAACUGUAUUUCUUUUUCACAUUAUUCACUUUGUUUCAACAAACUGUAUUUAACAAUCCUAUCCUUUAUAUAUAAUUCUUUCUUCUGUAAGAUAUACAUAAAUCAGAAACAAUAGUCAUAAAACAUAUCUUUUAGUGGAUUUGAUCAAUUACUGCUAAAAUAAUAUAUUUUUGCUGUUGAGAUUUCUACUGUUAUAAUAUAUUCAUUGUAACUAACUUGAAACAAAAUUGGGCAUUGUAAGCAACUAAUUAUGUUAUAGAAUAUUUUCUUUUAAACAAAAAAAAAAAUGAGCCUUUUUUUUUUUUUUUUCAAAUAAACUUUGUAGGCCUGCAAGGAAAGAAAACUAUAGGCUUAUUUCUCAAAAUAUUCAUUAAAGUGAGAUCUUUACAUUAAUGUAUAGUUAAACGUUUUACUGUUGAUUAGUUUUGGGCUCACAAGAUGCAGAUUUUUGUUGCAGCUUUACCAUUCGAUAACCAAUAUCUCAAACUACAUGAAAACAAACAAGUAGACAGCUCUUACCUUUUCUUGUCUCCAUUCUUGCAAGGCCAUGCACAACAUCUGAACGCAUGCAACGAAUGUCAACUAGUCAGACAUUGUCAUACUGUACAAGUUGUAACUACACUUUGUGGCUGUAAUAAACUAUUAGGACUGUU
Molecule: messenger RNA, 4703 nt
Organism: Octopus sinensis (East Asian common octopus)
Lineage: Eukaryota; Metazoa; Mollusca; Cephalopoda; Octopoda; Octopodidae
Product: synaptogyrin-1
Exons: 4
Coding region: 50-709 (219 amino acids)
Cellular component (GO): neuromuscular junction; synaptic vesicle membrane
Source: RefSeq, a predicted model, not a curated record